This is a messenger RNA of Brachypodium distachyon (stiff brome), 1370 nucleotides long. RefSeq names its product isoaspartyl peptidase/L-asparaginase 1. NCBI's taxonomy places the organism in Eukaryota, Viridiplantae, Streptophyta, Magnoliopsida, Poales, Poaceae. Gene Ontology annotation, molecular function: hydrolase activity. The transcript is spliced from 5 exons. The coding region runs from base 234 to 1184 and encodes 316 amino acids. The record is from RefSeq and is a predicted model, not a curated record.
CUGCCAAGCCGGCAAGCUCUGCAUCCGUACCGUAGGGCGUCCCAAGGCGAGGAGCCCGUUGGACGACGCCAUCGCGAGGACUGGUUGCUUGCCGUCCCGGGGCAUUAUUGGGGCAAGGGCCGGCCGUUGUGGCUCACGCUCACUGGCUGGGUUUAAAACCAGCUUUGCCCGGCGCAGGUGGCUCGACGGCCAGUGCCAAGCAAGAGGAGGCCAGUCCACCAUAGCCGGAGCUGAUGGGGUGGGCGAUCGCGCUGCAGGGCGGCGGCGGGGACAUCCCGCGCUCGCUGCCGCCGGAGCGCGCGGAGCCUCGCCUCGCCACGCUCCGCCGCUGCCUCGACCUUGGCGUCUCAGCGCUCCAGGACGGCCGGGCCGCCCUCGACGUCGUCGAGCUCGUCGUGAGGGAGCUGGAGAACUGCCCGCACUUCAACGCCGGGAAGGGCUCCGUGCUGACGAGCGACGGCACGGUGGAGAUGGAGGCAUCCAUAAUGGAUGGCACCACCAUGGGCUGUGGCUCCGUUUGCGGCCUCUCCACCGUCGUCAACCCCAUCUCGCUCGCCAGGAUCGUCAUGGAAAAGACGCCCCACAUCUACCUCGCGUUCAAUGCCGCCGAGGCCUUUGCAAGGGACCAGGGCGUGGAGACUAUGGAUCCAAGCCACUUUAUUACAGAGGAAAACCUUGAGAGGCUCGGACAAGCAAAAGAGGCCAACAGGGUGCAGGCAAUGGAAGGCCAACCUCCCAUAGACGACAACAGCCGGACCGGCACGGUUGGUUGUGUGGCUGUCGACCUCUCCGGCAACUUGGCAUCGGCCACAUCCACAGGUGGGGUGGUGAACAAGAUGGCCGGCAGGAUCGGCGACACCCCGAUCAUCGGCGCCGGCACUUACGCCAACACCCUGUGUGCGGUGUCGGCCACAGGCAAGGGCGAGGCCAUCAUCCGGCACACGGUGGCGCGUGACGUGGCGGCUCUCGUGGAGCACCGGGGCCUAUCUCUGCAGGAGGCCGCGGAACGCGUUGUGGCUGCUGUGCCACGUGGCAGCUUCGGGCUGGUAGCGGUGUCAGGCGCCGGUGAGGUUACCAUGCCGUUCAACACAGCUGGAAUGUUCAGGGCAUGCGCCGCUGACAGUGGAUACUCCGAGGUUGGCAUAUGGCCCGAUGCUGAUGGUGAUGCUGGUGGGGAGAGUUAGUAUGCUGGUGUUUUCUUUCUAAAAUCUCUGUCGCAAUUGCAGAUUUGCAUGCCGUUAGAGGGCAACCAACUCUAUAAAUUUGAUAUUUUCAAUUUAUCUUGCCAAUUAGUUUGGUUUCAUGAUAAGCAAAUUCGUUUGAAAUUUGCAGCUGGCGUUUAACUAAAAUUGGUCCUAGCUUUCACCUAA